Oikopleura dioica is the source of this 462-nucleotide messenger RNA. Lineage: Eukaryota; Metazoa; Chordata; Appendicularia; Copelata; Oikopleuridae. The record is from the annotation of a GenBank genome assembly.
AUGACAGAUGAUUACUACAUGAUCAACGAUUAUUAUACAAUAGACGACGACAACUACGAAGAUUACGACGACGUUCGCGGCGUGAUCCAGCGCCGUGGCCCUGUUCUCGAACGAGCCAUCGAAGAACCAGAGGAAGACGAAACGUUCGGCAACAACAAGAUCAUCAACUUCAUUCUCGAGCAGAGCCCCUUCGAUGACGAGCGAAUAACAUUUGCUGUUGCUUCCGUCGCUCUUUUCAUAUUCCUCAUCAUACUCUUCUAUGUCGUCAAAUAUUGCUGUUGCAACUCAAAGCAGAAAACAUCUGUCAUCUAUGGAUUCCCACGCGCCUCUGCUGGCAAAUACAACGACCUUGAAACCGGAGACUACGAUUCAGACAGCGACAUGUCUGAUAUCAACGAAGACAUCCCUCUUCUCGAGUCACCACGAAGCGAUGCUCCAGCUAUUCCAGAUCGAGACUACUAG